CCUGCUCCCAUGCCAUCGCGCUCGCUCCACGUCGCCGUCAUCGGCGCGGGCGCCGCCGGCCUGGUGGCGGCGCGCGAGCUGCGGCGCGAGGGCCACGACCCCGUCGUCUUCGAGCGCGGCGCCGGCGUGGGCGGCAACUGGCUCUACCAUCCGGCCGCCUCGGCGGACCCGCUCGGCGCAGGCGGCGUCCAGUCGAGCCUGUACGCGUCCCUCCGCACCAACGUCCCCCGCGAGUGCAUGGGCUUCAUGGACUUCCCCUUCGUCGCCGGCGCCGGGGCGAUGAGCUCCUACUCCGACGACCCGCGCCGGUUCCCGGGGCACGAGGAGGUGCUCCGGUACCUGCAGGAGUUCGCGCGGCGGUUCGAUCUCCUCGGGCUGAUCCGGCUCCAGACCGAGGUGGUCAGCGUCCGCAGGGACGACGCGAGCGCGGGCUGGAAGUUGUCAUACCGCUCGUGGAGGAAGCUCCCCGGAGCAGGCGGCGAAGAACUAGAGGAAGAGGUGUUCGACGCCGUCGUCGUCUGCAACGGCCACUCGGACGAGCCGCGCCUCGCUGACAUCGCAGGUAUCGACGGUUGGCCAGGGAUGCAGAUGCACAGCCGCAACUACCGUGUGCCUGACCCAUUCAACGGCCAAGUUGUGGUGAUCGUAGGAUAUGCGCCAAGUGGACUCGACAUUUCCAGGGACAUUGUUGGUGUCGCCAAAGAGGUCCAUGUAGCGCACCGGUCGCCCGCUACCUCUGAAACGCAGAGCACUGCCCAUGCCAACAUGUGGCUUCAUCCAACGAUCGAGCGUACAGAGGAAGACGGCAGCGUGGUGUUCCAAGACGGCAGUCGGGUCAAAGCCGACGCCAUCUUGCAUUGCACUGGAUACAAGUACAACUUCCCGUUCCUAGGUGACGAUGUUGGUAUCCUCGUGGAUGAUAAUCGCGUACAUCCGCUGUACAAGCAUGUGUUCCCACCACAUCUAGCUCCUCACAUAUCCUUCAUCGGAUUGUCCCUCAAGGCUCUCCAGUUUCCAGUGUUUCAACUGCAAAGCAACUGGGUGGCCAGAGUCUUAUCAGAAAGGGCUAAGCUCCCAUCACAAGAGGAAAUGAUGGAGGAUAUGACAGCUUUUUACUCGAAGUUGGAAGCUAGAGGAUGCCCGAAAAGAUACACUCAUGACCUAGGAGAAUGCACGUAUGAGUAUGAGGAUUGGGUCGCAGAUCAAUGUGGGUUGGAGAGGAUUGAAAGGUGGAGGAAAGAGAUGUUUGUUGCGGCGCUGAAGAACUUUGCCGAUCGUCCCGAGAGCUACCGAAAUGAAUGGGAUGACGACCACUUGUUGCUAGAAGCACACCGAGAUUUCACCAAAUAUUUUUGACUAAUUUGCGGGUGACUAUUUAUUGGCUUUGGUGUACUCCUGCUAGGCCAUGGUUGUUCUUGUUCCCUAUAUAGGAUAAUUCCUUCAAUAACUCCAUUAAUUUGCACAUGUGAUGUCCAUACUUUUUAAAAGCAUCUACCACCACAUUUCUACAGUUGCUUUAA
This is a messenger RNA of Lolium rigidum, 1520 nucleotides long. RefSeq names its product flavin-containing monooxygenase FMO GS-OX-like 2. NCBI's taxonomy places the organism in Eukaryota, Viridiplantae, Streptophyta, Magnoliopsida, Poales, Poaceae. The coding region runs from base 10 to 1356 and encodes 448 amino acids. The record is from RefSeq and is a predicted model, not a curated record. The transcript is spliced from 7 exons. Gene Ontology annotation, molecular function: N,N-dimethylaniline monooxygenase activity; flavin adenine dinucleotide binding; NADP binding.